This is a messenger RNA of Brassica napus (rape), 1767 nucleotides long. Its product is annotated as zinc-finger homeodomain protein 6-like. The transcript has a single exon. Gene Ontology annotation, cellular component: nucleus. The record is from RefSeq and is a predicted model, not a curated record. The coding region runs from base 994 to 1767 and encodes 257 amino acids. Gene Ontology annotation, biological process: regulation of developmental process; regulation of DNA-templated transcription. Gene Ontology annotation, molecular function: transcription cis-regulatory region binding; DNA-binding transcription factor activity. NCBI's taxonomy places the organism in Eukaryota, Viridiplantae, Streptophyta, Magnoliopsida, Brassicales, Brassicaceae.
UCCACUGAACGAGAAGACUUACAAAGAAGUCAUCAUAGAGAAGACUUACAAAGAAGUCAUCAUAGAGAAGACUUACAAAGAAGUCUUCUCCAACGGAGGGUUAUAAUGGUAAAAUUGAAAACAAGUUUUUUGUUUGUACGUAAGGGGGCUGUUGUAAUUUCACUAGGCUUUUGGGUUACUUUUGCAUUUGAUUGAAUUUGGGAUACACUUUUGUAUUCAAAAUCAAUUUUUGAGUCACUUUUGGCAAAUCCCCCGUAAAACAAUUACGAAAUGAUUCAAUUAAAUAUGCAUAAUAUUCCCCUUUUUUAUCAAAUAUGCGUAAUAUUAUUAUUUUACAUAUUCUUAUUUUUAUUACAGUAAUAAUCUUAAUUUUAGUUUUAACAUAUUUGUAUAUUUUUGUACUAAUAAUAACAUAUAGAUAACAAUAUAUUUGAAUAUUUAAGUAAAAUUUAUUUGUAAAAUAAAGUGAUACAAAAUUUAAUAUUAGUAAAACAAUAUUUAAAUUGCAUAAUAAUGUGAAUUAUUAUAAAAAUUAAAUAAUAUUUUAAGAUUUUGAUAUUUAGGUUCUCAAAAAUUGAAAAUUUGUUAGAGAACCCUAAACAUCAAAUAACUGAAAGUUUGAAAGCUUGUUAGAAAUACUCUUAGUAAGGUUAAACCAGUUUCCAUUAGUCUAAUUGCUUGUAGACUUGUUGAGAUUAGUCUAGUAGUGGCCUACCACAAAGGGAAACGAAUUGAAUGAUGAAAAAGUCGAAAAUUUAAAAGGUAUGAACUUUGAACAAGAUAUUUAUCAUCAUCUUCAUGAUCUCUUAUGAUUAGCUAAUGAGAAGCUAGAACUAUGAUUAUUUCUUAAUCAAAUAACUAGGGCUUCAGAGAGAGAGGAGAAAAAUACAAAAAAGUUUUAAUCUUUGUUUAAGUAAAAGUUAAACAAGAUUAGGGUUUCAUUUCAGAAGCUCAUGAUCAAAUAGAUGGAGGUUAUAGAGAAGAAAAUGAUAAAUGGGAGAUGGAAAGACAAAAAUCAUCAGCAAAUCAUCAAACCCCCGAUCAUUGUAUUCCUCCGUACACUUACUCCCAAACCACAGACAAAGAGAAACCCACAAGUCCAUUACCAUAAGUAACGGGUCGAAUCUGGAUCUGGAUCUUGAUACGAACCCCAUUUCUUUUGCCGCUCCAGCUCCAAGAUCGUACGUUAGGCUUCAAACUACUUCCCCGACAAGGAGCGUGAGAUAUAGAGAAUGCCAACGGAACCACGCGGCGAGCUCCGGUGGACACGUGAUCGACGUUUGCGGCAAGUUCAUGUCUUCCGGCGAAGAAGGCACGGCGGAGUCACUUCUUUGCGCCGCAUGUGAUUGUCAUCGGAGCUUCCACCGAAACGAAAUCGACGGCAUGUUCGUUGUUAAAUUCAACAGCUUUGGCCAUUCACCAAGACCGCUCGUUAGCCGCCACGUGUCUCCGAUCAUGAUGAGCUUCGCUAGAGGAGGCAGAGAUCCGGCGGAGUCAUCGACGGAGGAUGUUAACAAGUUUCAUCAAUAUUUUUGUGGUAAUGGAGUAGAUCAGUCUCAAUACCAUCCGAAGAAACGGUUUAGGACAAAGUUUAAUCAAGAACAGAAGGAGAAGAUGGAGGAGUUUGCUGAGAAGAUUGGAUGGAGAAUGAGUAAACCAGAAGACAGUGAAGUGAAUCUCUUUUGUCGUGAGAUUAAUUUGAAAAGACAAUUGUUUAAAGUUUGGAUGCACAAUAAUAAGCAAACAGCCAAGAAGAAAGAAAUGUAA